CAAUAAUCCAAGACGCUGUUCUCGAUGUGAUGUCACGUCCAGAAGUUCGGAGGGAAAGGCAUCAAUACACACCGGGUGAUGCCAACUCCAGGUUCCGUCCAGGGACGGGGGAGAAGCACCCCAAAGCUCCCCUUGGGUCAGCUCUUGUUAACAAUGCUAUAGAGUAACAAUCAAUCUCACUUCUAUCUCGAAGAAAACAUUUCGAGAAGCUAGAAUCAAGAACCAGUCGACAACGAAUCUCCAGGUCACCCUGGAUUCUUUCCUUCCUGAUAACUGCGUCAUCUGAAGUUGGUUUGAUUCAUCACAAAGCCAAAUUAUUCUGAAGACACAUUGAGCUCAGAAUAAGAGAUGUCAAGAACCACAUCCACCUCCAGGGCCUGGUACUUUUCUAUGGAAAGGACAAUAAUUGCGGCCGACGUAUGGAGCCGAACUUUACUGGGACGAUUGCAUUACACAAUCGGACGAUCUACCUCCAAAGUUCAACGUCUCCAGUAUUUCGUGAAUGGCUCAGUAUCGGGAGGUGAAAAACUGAGUUGGGAACUCAAAGAAGGAAAUAUUGCUGCUUACGCUGUACAGGGUAGGAGAGGUCGCAUGGAAGAUAGAUUUGUGGUAAAAGAAGAUAUCAACAAAACAGGCGUGUCUUUGUUCGCUGUAUUUGAUGGCCACGGCGGAGAGUUCGCUGCUAAUUACGCUCGAGACAAGUUAAUACAAAACUUGUACAACAAAGUUAUCGAAUUGAAACGAUUAAUAUCCGAAGGAAAACAUUUGCAAGAUGUGUCAUACACAUCUCCCAGUGCAAAUGCCGAUAAAGUUGAGAGAGCCAAAGAUACCGAGAAGAAAACCGAACCGGUUGAAAGAAAGAAAAGUUUCAGAAAGACGUUAAGUACAUCGCAAACUGAUGAUUGUGUCAAGAAACAGAUGAAUGUGACCGACCCAGAGCUUCUAAAAAGACUUGACAGCUUCGCCAGAAUCACAAGAGAAGUUCGCCCAACCAAAUCUCAGCCAUUACCCACAAAACCUGUCACUAGUUAUUUGGAUUCAAAUGGAGCUAUUAAUUAUGGCAGUUUAAUUACAGAUGAGGUCCUAGCCGCUGAUCGAUUAUUAGUGGAGGCUGCUAAAAAGAGCUUGGAUGUAGCUGGAACUACAGCUCUAAUAGCAUUGCUGGAAGGAUCUCGCUUGGUGGUGGCAAAUGUUGGAGAUUCCCGAGGUGUUAUGUGUGAUAGCAAAGGGAAUGCUAUACCUCUUUCUUUUGACCAUAAACCACAACAGAUGCGGGAAAGGAAGAGGAUUGAAGAAGCUGGAGGAUUUGUUACCUUCACAGGAGUGUGGAGAGUUGCUGGCAUCCUUGCCACUUCUCGUGCUUUGGGCGACUACCCGCUGAAAGAUAAAAAAUUGGUAAUUGCUGAUCCUGAUAUUCUGACUUUUGACCUAGAAGAUCACAAGCCUAUGUUCUUGGUGCUGGCAUCAGAUGGGCUGUGGGACACGUUUACCAAUGAGGAGGCUGUUCAGUUUAUCAAGGAGCGUCUGAAUGAGCCUCAUUUUGGUGCCAAAAGCAUAACUCUGCAAUCAUAUUACCGUGGCUCGCUAGACAAUAUCACAGUUCUAGUUAUAAACUUUAAAGAGCAAAAGUGGAGUUAUGUGUCAAUGCAAAAGCGAGAUUAGCUGUAAGGGGUUUAAAUGUUUGCACAGAAAGGCCUAUCCUGAAUUUGUAUGUCUGAGAAUCGUGUAAGUUAAUAUGAUUUAAAUAUGUACUUACACUAGUGAUGUGAAUAUCAAAGAUUUGUGUGUAUAAGCUGCACAUGAAGCAGUCUGAUAUUUUUAAACAAGUGUAUUUUUGUGAUUGGUAUUUACACUAUUUUUUAAUAAUUAGUGGGAACUGACUAUUGUCGUCCAUGUUAUUUGUAACCCUAUUUUCUUCAGAGUUUAUUGUGAUGGUUGAAUAGUGUAGAAUGAAGUGUACCAAGUAUGACAUCAAAACAUUCUAGUCACAAAUGUUUAAAACUAAUGUGCCAAUGUCUUUAUGGGUAUCAACAGGGACUGAUGAAAAGCUCAAACCAAAGGUUUGCUCAUAACUUCAGUAUUUCUUUGUUAUAGAAUUGUUUUACAUGUAUCCCUUUCCUAUGGCUUUUCCAGUGCAAAAUUGUAUGUUAAUCUUUCCAUGUUUCAGAUCUGGAUUGUUAAAAUAAAUGUAUUGUCUCAAAGGUGUUGAGAUCAUGCUUCAUAAAUCUUUACCCUUUUAUACACACCUCAGAAUCCUAAAUGUUUUAGGUGAGGAAAAAUAAUUUGCUGCUUCAAGACUUGGUCAUUUAUAUUUAGGCAUUUCAGUAUAUUAAAAGCAAUGUUGAAGUG
Gryllus bimaculatus (two-spotted cricket) is the source of this 2349-nucleotide messenger RNA. The record is from the annotation of a GenBank genome assembly. Lineage: Eukaryota; Metazoa; Arthropoda; Insecta; Orthoptera; Gryllidae.